This is a messenger RNA of Bactrocera oleae (olive fruit fly), 741 nucleotides long. The record is from RefSeq and is a predicted model, not a curated record. NCBI's taxonomy places the organism in Eukaryota, Metazoa, Arthropoda, Insecta, Diptera, Tephritidae.
UUUUGGAAAUCAUAUUUUUCAGGUGAUGUUUCAAGCGUUUUCAGGACUUUCCAUAUCCUGAAGAAGCACAACCUCAACUUUCUCUUCCAUACUUUUUAGCCUGUUCUCCACUUCUUUCUGUAAAUGCGUUAAAUUGGCAACCCUCCUCUCUUGUUGCAGCAGGUAAAAGUUUUGCAUAGUGAGAGUUCUAACGGGAGUGAGCAUUAUACGAAAGAAUUUUAAAAGCAAACAAGGCCAAAACAUGAAAUUAGAAAUAAAUUUUGGUUAUGCAUAUCUAUUCGUUCUGACAUUGCCCCUGCUGAUGAUAGCAUUCAUUUGGUAUUUGUGGACUGAAGGUAGUGCAGUUAUUGAUGCUGUUGGUGAGCAUUCGAGUGCUGACGUAAUCUUGGAAAUUGAUGAGUUUUCUGAAAGUGAAGAUGACAGUGAAGAAGAUAGUGAUGAAUAUUAUAUCGAAAGUGGCGACGUAUUUUUCAACGUCGAGAACCCAAACGAGUUCGAAUUGCCCGAGAUCCCGGAGCAGUUUGCAGCACAUCUGCAGCUUUAUAAAUUAACAUGUAGGCAGGGUUAAAAUCAAACUUUCGACGGAAUUUGUAUUAAUAAUUCUACUCACAAGGCGUUUUGUGCUGCCCAUUUCUCAUAAACAUACACGUAUGCAUACAAACAUACACAAAAAUGGGUACAGUAAGAAUCCUCUGCUCACAAUCUUUUGCAAAAACAAAAAAAAAACAAAAAAAAAAGACA